UUGUAUUUAUGAAAUGCUGCUGCUUCUCCAUCAGCGGCUUCUCUCUCUUCAGCCCCACCCAUCUUCGGCUCCUCAUGCGUCUCCUCUCAGCAAGCACAGAGCAACUCCAAUCUCGACCCGUCGCUUUGGGCUGAUGAUCGGCGGCGGCGGCAACGCUGAUGAUCUCAGGAAGAGGCGGGGUACCGACUCCCAUUCUCGCCGUGCGGUGGAGAGAGAGUCGGAGUUCGAGGUCGACCCGGAUAAGGCCCGACAAGCCCUCGCAAAGCUCGACCAGCAGCUUCAAUCCCUCUCGCAAAAGCAAGUCAAUCCUCCAAAGAGAAAGGCUUCGGAUCUCGAUCAACCACCAGUUCAAAUGAGAGAAGAAACACCAGAGUUCUCAGUAUCAUUUUUAGCAUACUCAGCUUUUGCUCUCCUUAUCUUUACCAUCUUCUACAAUCUGCUAUUUAUUACAGUUAUAAAGCCAUCCAUUGAUGGCUCAUAACCUGAUUCAGCUAUACCUGUAAGAAAUCCUGGAGAAACUGUGCUUCCACCACCAUUGUCAUGGUGCCAGAAGUCACGAGUUUGUACUAAAAGUUAUAAAUUCAAGCUUUCGUUUCAUU
Molecule: messenger RNA, 599 nt
Organism: Diospyros lotus (date-plum)
Lineage: Eukaryota; Viridiplantae; Streptophyta; Magnoliopsida; Ericales; Ebenaceae
Exons: 2
Coding region: 14-481 (155 amino acids)
Source: RefSeq, a predicted model, not a curated record